CAGACUCCGGAGCGCAGGCAGGCGGGCGGCGCGGUGCGGCGCGGGCCGGCGGGAAGCGUAUUCUGGGCACGGGGCACCCGGCCGAGCCGGCUGCGCCGGGCGGCAAUAGUGAGAGGCUGCCCAAGGCCUCGCGCAGCACCGCCCGUCGAGGAGCUGGUGGUGGCGGACCGACUGGGCCGUCGAAGAGCGCAGGAGGCCGGUGGGCCGGGCCGGGCCGCGCGGCGUAGCCAUGCCAGGGUUUACGUGCUGCGUACCCGGCUGCUACAACAACUCGCAUCGGGACAAGGCACUGCACUUCUACACCUUUCCCAAGGACGCUGAGCUACGGCGCCUCUGGCUCAAGAAUGUGUCCCGUGCCGGCGUCAGUGGGUGCUUCUCCACCUUCCAGCCCACCACGGGCCACCGUCUGUGCAGCGUUCACUUCCAGGGUGGCCGCAAGACCUACACGGUGCGCGUUCCCACCAUCUUCCCGCUGCGCGGCGUGAAUGAGCGCAAAGUAGCGCGCCGACCCGCAGGGGCUGCAGCCGCCCGCCGAAGGCAGCAGCAGCAACAACAACAGCAGCAGCAGCAGCAGCCGCAGCCCCAGCAGCCUCCGCAACCGCAGUCGUCUCCGGCCGCCUCCAACGCUCAGACCUCCCAGCUGCAGCCGAACCUUGUGUCUGCCUCCGCAGCUGUGCUCCUCACCCUUCAGGCCGCUGUAGACAGCAGCCAGGCUCCAGGAUCCGCGCCGCCAGCGCCCACCACUCCCGCCGGAGAUGAUGUAAAGCCCAUCGAUCUUACUGUGCAAGUGGAGUUCGCAGCCGCAGAAGGUGCAGCCGCUGCAGCCGCGGCGUCGGAGCUAGAGGCUGCAACAGCGGGAUUGGAGGCCGCUGAGUGCCCUAUGGGUCCCCAGUUGGUGGUAGUAGGGGAAGAGGGCUUUCCUGAUACUGGCUCCGACCACUCGUACUCGUUGUCAUCAGGCACCACGGAGGAGGAGCUCCUGCGCAAGUUGAAUGAACAGCGGGAUAUCCUGGCGCUGAUGGAAGUGAAGAUGAAGGAGAUGAAGGGGAGCAUCCGCCACCUGCGUCUUACCGAGGCCAAACUGCGGGAAGAACUUCGCGAGAAAGAUCGCCUGCUUGCCAUGGCUGUCAUCCGGAAGAAGCACGGAAUGUGAAUGGGACGCCUGAGGCCUGUAGAACUGCUGGACCCCUUCCAGCCCAAGGGAUCCCCAGGCGGAUAUUGAACUCCCCUAUAUUCUGAUUGACAGUAGUGAGGCUUAGCUAGACUGGCUGGUGAUUUGGCACCCUCACUUGUUUCCUCUUGAGGCAGGAGUUUGGGUCCUCAGACUCUGCAAUAGUGACACCAGCAUUAAUACUGUCUAUUCUCCCUCCCCAGUUUAUGUUGCAGAUUCUGCUUAAGCAGAGGCUUCAGAAACACUUGAGACUUGCCUAGAGGGAUAAAGGUGGGGUGCCCAGUGACUGGGGGUUGGGGAAAAACCACAGAUUAAGCUUGGCCAGCAAUCUGAGAAAACUCUGCUGUGUGUAGUGAUAAGAGAUUCAAGUAACAUCAGUUCUUUAAAUGCUUACUCUUUCCAGAUGCAGUCUGUGAUAUUGAUGGGGACUAGCUGAUCUGUGCCUCUGCCUCCUAGGACCUCCCUACACAUGGGGGCAUUUGCCCAGGGGAUGACCUGCUGAUGGAGGGCCAGCUUGCCUGGGACUUGGGUUAUGUUUGCUACUGGUUACAAAUUCUAUUUUCUGUACAAUUAGUCAGGCUAAAGUUUUCACUGUGUUUGUUUGGCAAAACAAAUUAAAGAAAAAGUAAGGUUUUUA
Messenger RNA from Dipodomys ordii (Ord's kangaroo rat), 1808 nucleotides. RefSeq names its product THAP domain containing 11 (gene Thap11). Gene Ontology annotation, molecular function: RNA polymerase II cis-regulatory region sequence-specific DNA binding. The coding region runs from base 230 to 1153 and encodes 307 amino acids. Gene Ontology annotation, biological process: regulation of transcription by RNA polymerase II. Gene Ontology annotation, cellular component: nucleoplasm. The transcript has a single exon. The record is from RefSeq and is a predicted model, not a curated record. NCBI's taxonomy places the organism in Eukaryota, Metazoa, Chordata, Mammalia, Rodentia, Heteromyidae.